This is a messenger RNA of Nematolebias whitei (Rio pearlfish), 382 nucleotides long. RefSeq names its product vacuolar protein sorting-associated protein 54. The record is from RefSeq and is a predicted model, not a curated record. Gene Ontology annotation, molecular function: syntaxin binding. Gene Ontology annotation, cellular component: GARP complex. NCBI's taxonomy places the organism in Eukaryota, Metazoa, Chordata, Actinopteri, Cyprinodontiformes, Rivulidae. Gene Ontology annotation, biological process: Golgi to vacuole transport; retrograde transport, endosome to Golgi.
UCCCGAUGCCAUGGCCUCCCCAGUGCCUCGCUCUGCCAGUGGAGGCCGAGACGGGAUCUACCGCAAGGAGCAUGGUCCCUCCCCACCUCACUUGCGACACAUUCGCUCCCUGCCUGACGUCUGCCCAAAAGAGCCAACCGGUGAGGGGCGGGGCCUGUGCAAUGGUCCGUCUGUGUUGGCAGAGCAUGAUCGGUGGACGGUGUACAGUUCGAAGGUCAACCUCCCCGCUGCACUAAAUGACCCGCGACUCGCCAAACGGGAGUCUGACUUUUUCACCAAAACAUGGGGGCUGGACUUCACAGAGGCAGAGGUGAUGCCCUCCUUCUACCUCCCCAACAUCACCAGGGAACACUUCGGGCCGUACAUGCAGGAGAUGAGUCAG